Messenger RNA from Dreissena polymorpha, 1393 nucleotides. RefSeq lists its product as uncharacterized. The transcript has 6 exons. The record is from RefSeq and is a predicted model, not a curated record. Bases 131 to 982 code for a protein of 283 amino acids. Lineage: Eukaryota; Metazoa; Mollusca; Bivalvia; Myida; Dreissenidae.
GUUUAAGGUUUACAUAAUCAGCAGUAUUAACUCGUCUACUUUGGUAGUCUCUUUAUCUGCUUGCGUAUGAAUUCCUAUUGAAUGCCUAUUGAAUUCUUGUUUACUUAACGUGUCAUUUGAAUAUUUGCAAAUGGCUUACACGGAAGAUAAACACAGAGCGAACGUGCUGGCCGAAUACUUGCACUUGGACAAGACUACCUGCUCGCGGGAGAACACGUUUCGGACAAUAUUGGACCGUUUCAGCAAACUAGACGAUGUACGAAAGGCCAUAGAAGCCACUGGGGUGCGAGAAUGCGGCAUAAUAUUUGGCAUUGAUUACAGCAAAAGCAACGAGACACAGGGUGCGAAGACCUUCCAGGGCCAAUGUCUGCAUGCGGUCAAGGGAAAACACAAUCCUUACAAAGAGGUGAUAUGUAUCCUCGGUGAAUGUAUUGAAGAGUUGGACGAUGACGGGUUCAUACCUGUGUAUGGGUUCGGGGCGAGUGGGUGCGACCUGUUCCCGCUGGAUAAAGAGAAAGAGUGCAAAGGUUUUACGGAGGUGUUGGAUGCCUACGAGAGGGCAACGUCAGACGUAGCUUUAGGAGGAGCCACUAGCAUGGCGCCACUAAUCGACAAAGCGGUGGAUAUUGUUAAAAAUACGAACAAGUAUCACAUUCUUGUAAUUUGCUCCACCGGCCAACUCACGUGCGAAAAGGAAACAGUGGUCGCCAUCGUUGCAGCGUCAUCAUAUCCACUGUCAAUCAUCGUCAUGGGCGUAGGUGACGGGCCAUGGGAGCGCAUGCGCCAUUUUGACGACCAACUUCCGCAACGGAAGUUUGACAAUUUUCAGUUUGUUGAUUUUCAUUGCAUUAAGGAUACGUCUAGAAACCCCCAAGCGGCAGUGGCAUUGGCAGCAUUAAUGGAGAUACCUGACCAGUACCAGUAUAUUCGGGACUUGAAGUUGUUGGAGAAAAUGUCGAAGAAAAGUGAAGGCCGAAACUAAUACAUCCUUGAUGACAUUAUUGACGCUUGGCUCUGCGUGCGAUGAAUGUUUUAUAAAAUGUUGUGAAAUGGCAUAACGGCUGUCGCCUCAUGUAAUGAAGAAUAAAGCAGGACAAUGACUUGAUUGCGGAAUUAAACUUUAUUAUCAUGCUCCGUGAAUCGAACUGCGCAUACAAUUACAGUCUGUUCACGUAAUAUUUUACUUCACGUCUGUUUGUCAUGUAGUCGAUUUAUGUUUAUGUUUUGUAUUUUUGAUUAAUAAAGAUCUAUGCAUACUUUUACUCAUCACUUUUAUAAACGUGCGUUUUAAAAUGCUUCCUUUUCCAGACAUCCACUUACAUUCUUGAUUUGAUAAUAUAUGUUUUUUGUAAGUUUACUGAAUGUGUCAAAAUAAAAAAAAAUUGUUUACAUA